Messenger RNA from Xenopus tropicalis (tropical clawed frog), 2616 nucleotides. It is a transcript of the gene epb41l4b, whose product is annotated as erythrocyte membrane protein band 4.1 like 4B. Gene Ontology annotation, cellular component: cytoplasm; anchoring junction. The coding region runs from base 824 to 2410 and encodes 528 amino acids. The transcript has 17 exons. The record is from RefSeq and is a predicted model, not a curated record. Gene Ontology annotation, molecular function: cytoskeletal protein binding. NCBI's taxonomy places the organism in Eukaryota, Metazoa, Chordata, Amphibia, Anura, Pipidae.
GGAGAAGGAGGAGGAGUGAGGGAGGGGAAACUAAACAAACCUAUGUCUGAGUCCUUCCAGUUUGCAAGACUAAGAGGAAGAGACGAGAUCCAACAAGUGCAUGGGAAGCCAAGGAGAAAGACGGAAAAAGGGAAUCUCUUGGUAUUUUUCAAGAAAAAUAAUCAGCAACAACUGUACGCAUUUAGGACAGUCGCGAGAGGAUAAGGCAGCAGAAGCAGCAAGUGCUGGGAUUUCUUUUACCUUGGCUGUGCAGCAUAUUAGUCCUACUGCGUGCUAUUUUCCUCGCAUAUUGCAGGGAAUGGUGAGGAGACGGCAGCCUCCCUUUCUGUGAAGGAGACUAGUUAUAACCUGGGUGCUGAUAAGGAUGGUGUAAGUGCCAGGCUGCUGGUCAGUGUUGGGAUCCCUGUCUUUUCUUUGCAUGUACAACAGGAGGCUGGUGCUGUGUCUCUGCAGCGGUGUCCUUUACACUGCUGAACUGCUACUCAACGAGCACAUCACUCUUAUAAACUUUGUCACGACAAGAAAAGCAAGGAGGAUCGUGGAUUUGAUGGUGUUUAUUGGAUUGUGCUAUUGUCCGCACUGCAUAAGAAGUGUUCGUUAGAAGGACUUAUUCCCAGCGCCCUGUGGAGCCGGACACGUGUGAGAAAGUCUGGGGGAGUGAGUAAGAGAGGGCUAAACGCAACGUUCCCUCAGUCUCUCCUGGCCCGGCACUGGGGCCGCUGUAGCUCACCCAGGGGCUGUGGCGGAGGAGCGCACAGCAUUAUUACCCAGGAAGAGGAGGAGAGGGAUAAAGAGGGAGGAGGGAAGAGGGAGGUGAAGGAGGAUGCUGCGGUUCCUGCGAAGGACCUUUGGCCGGCGCUCGAUGCAGCGGCACGGCGGGAGAGCAGCAGCUGGAGGCCGAGGUGGCGCUAGAUUUCGUGGGAGAGAUGAAAGGGACGGAGGGAUGAAGGCAGUUGGCGCUUCUGCUUCCCCUGGUGGUGUGGGGUUUUACCCACCCCCGACCCUGCUACCUCCCCCGAUGUUUAGCGGAGGAGCUGUGGUCCACAUCCCUGCGGCAGGUGAAAGUAAAUCGGUGCUGAGCUGUAAAGUGCAAUUGUUGGACGGGACGGAUGUCAGUGUGGACUUGCCGAAACAUGCCAAAGGACAGGAUUUGUUUGACCAGAUUGUAUAUCAUUUGGACCUAGUGGAAACUGACUAUUUUGGCCUGCAGUAUAUGGAUGCUGCACAAAUAUCGCACUGGCUGGACCCCACUAAGCUAAUAAAGAAACAAAUAAAAAUUGGACCGCCCUAUACUUUGCACUUUCAAAUUAAGUAUUAUUCAUCUGAACCUAACAACCUUCGUGAAGAGUUUACACGGUACCUUUUUGUAUUACAGCUUAGACAAGAUAUUCUUUCAGGAAGACUGAAAUGUCCUUACGAAACGGCUGUGGAGUUAGCAGCUUUGUGUUUACAAGCGGAGCUUGGCGAGUGUGAGCAUCCAGAACAUACCCCAGAGCUGGUGUCAGAAUUCAGAUUCAUUCAAAAUCAAACCGAGGCAAUGGAACUGGAUAUCUUUCAUAAAUGGACAGACUGCAGGGGUAAAACUCCAGCACAGGCUGAACUCUGUUAUCUAAACAAAGCCAAAUGGUUAGAAAUGUAUGGUGUUGAUAUGCAUUUAGUGAAGGGCAGAGAUGGAUGUGACUAUGCACUUGGGCUGACUCCAACAGGGAUUUUAAUCUUUGAAGGCUCCACCAAAAUAGGUUUAUUCUUCUGGCCCAAGAUAACCAAAAUGGACUUUAAGAAAAGCAAGUUAACACUCGAAGUUGUAGAAGAUGAUGAGCAGGGUAGAGAACAGGAGCAUACUUUUGUUUUUCGCUUGGACAACUCCAAAGUCUGUAAACAUUUGUGGAAAUGUGCAGUAGAACAUCAUGCUUUCUUCAGACUUCGAACACCAGCAAAUAAUAAACCCAAUCGAUCAGACUUUAUAAGGCUUGGAUCGCGGUUCAGAUUCAGUGGCCGAACAGAAUAUCAGGCAACUCAUGCAGGAAGAUUACGAAGAACUAGCACGUUUGAAAGGAGACCAAGCAAGAGAUACCCGUCACGAAGGCAGUCCACAUUCAAGGCAGCUAAUAAUCUUAUGAAGGCACCACAGUUCUGGACCCCCGAGAAAAGGAUUUACAGUGCUAAGAAUAAUUCGGAUGUACAGAAUUAUCAGCAACAAUACCUUCCAAGUAUACAACAAAAUCAGCAACACUGGCACCCUCAUAUGUCUACUAAUAUAAGGCCAUUUUCUCAUGAUGACAGGUUGUUUCGGAAAGCUUCCCCCAGUGAUGAUGUCAGCAAUGCACGGUACAUCCAAGAGCAGAAUCAGAAGAACCUAGGAGUCCCUGAAAUUGUGAUAUAUCAAGAUAAACUCAUGACAACUCUUUAAGAUUUGCAAAGCAAUACGUGUCUUUGGCAGUCUUGAUACCCAUUGCAUUCCACAAAGUCAUCUGUGUGUCCAAGUCUGAACAUAACUGUUGUUUAGACCACCUCUUAAUGCAAAAUUUACUGCCUGACAGUGUCUCCAGUCUUAUAAAUGCCUAUCACAUGUUCACUUUUUUUAACAUCUAGGUCUUAAAGGAAAAGUAACACUAA